This is a messenger RNA of Ipomoea nil (Japanese morning glory), 3032 nucleotides long. RefSeq names its product ribonucleoside-diphosphate reductase large subunit-like. Lineage: Eukaryota; Viridiplantae; Streptophyta; Magnoliopsida; Solanales; Convolvulaceae. Gene Ontology annotation, molecular function: ATP binding; ribonucleoside-diphosphate reductase activity, thioredoxin disulfide as acceptor. The record is from RefSeq and is a predicted model, not a curated record. Gene Ontology annotation, cellular component: ribonucleoside-diphosphate reductase complex. The coding region runs from base 285 to 2738 and encodes 817 amino acids. Gene Ontology annotation, biological process: DNA replication; deoxyribonucleotide biosynthetic process. The transcript has 17 exons.
UAAUCAGCGCAAUUGGUGCAAUUCGUGGUCCCACUUCAAUAGGCUCUUACGCACUCUUCAAUUUUGCCCGCCAUUCCAUUCUUUGGCGGGGAAAUUCAGACCUACUCUCCUUCCGAGGAGGGAAACUUCAAAAAAUCAAAACCCUAAAUCUCAACUUAUACAUAUAUACACCAACACAUAUCCCGCUCAGUUCACGAUCAUCACCAAGAAAGAAGUAAAGAACGAUCAUUGCUACCGGUUCUAGUCUGAAUCAGAGCUGUUUGACAAAAGUCCUGAUCGGAGAGAUGUAUGUGAUCAAGAGAGAUGGGCGUCAGGAGGCCGUGCACUUUGACAAGAUCACCGCUAGGCUUAAGAAGUUGAGCUAUCGACUCAGCCCCGACCACUGUGACCCCGUGCUUGUUGCCCAGAAGGUCUGUGCGGGCGUCUACAAGGGUGUCACCACUAGCCAGCUCGACGAAUUGGCCGCAGAGACCGCAGCCGCCAUGACCACUAACCACCCUGACUACGCAUCUUUGGCAGCAAGGAUUGCUGUUUCUAAUCUCCACAGUAAUACUAAGAAAUCAUUUUCUGAGACGGUUAAAGACAUGUAUUACCAUAUCAGUGAGAGAUCUGGACUUAAAGCGCCUCUCAUUGCUGAUGAUGUUUAUGAGAUAAUCAUGAAGAAUGCUGCUCGUCUGGAUAGUGAAAUCAUAUAUGACCGAGACUUUGAUUAUGAUUAUUUUGGUUUCAAAACCCUUGAAAGGUCUUACCUCUUGAAGGUUCAGGGGAAAGUUGUGGAAAGGCCACAACACAUGUUGAUGAGAGUUUCUGUUGGGAUCCACAAGAAUGAUAUUGAAUCUGCCAUCAGGACAUACCACUUGAUGUCUCAAGGAUGGUUCACUCAUGCUUCUCCAACACUUUUUAAUGCUGGAACUCCAAGGCCCCAGUUAAGUAGCUGCUUCCUUAUCUGCAUGAAAGAUGAUAGCAUUGAGGGUAUAUAUGAUACUCUAAAGGAGUGUGCUGUAAUUAGCAAGUCAGCGGGUGGAAUUGGUGUCUCUGUGCAUAACAUCCGUGCUACUGGGAGUUACAUUCGUGGGACGAAUGGAACAUCCAAUGGAAUUGUUCCAAUGCUACGUGUGUUCAAUGACACUGCAAGAUAUGUUGACCAGGGAGGUGGCAAAAGAAAAGGUGCUUUUGCUGUGUAUCUUGAGCCAUGGCAUGCGGAUAUCUUUGAGUUUCUUGAUUUAAGAAAAAAUCAUGGAAAGGAAGAACAUCGUGCACGAGAUCUCUUUUAUGCUCUCUGGGUUCCUGAUCUCUUUAUGGAAAGAGUGCAGAGUAAUGGGCAGUGGUCUUUAUUUUGUCCAAAUGAGGCACCUGGAUUGGCAGAUUGCUGGGGUGAAGAAUUUGAGAAACUUUAUACAGAAUAUGAAAGAAAGGGCAAGGCAAAGAAAGUUGUACAGGCACAAAAUCUCUGGUUUGAAAUCUUGAAGUCUCAGAUAGAAACUGGUACUCCCUACAUGCUAUAUAAGGACUCUUGCAACAAAAAAAGCAACCAGCAGAAUCUUGGUACUAUUAAGUCUUCUAACUUGUGUACUGAGAUUAUUGAGUAUACAAGCCCAACGGAAACUGCUGUCUGCAAUCUGGCUUCAAUUGCUUUGCCACGAUUUGUCAGGGAAAAGGGGGUUCCAAUUGAAUCACAACCAUCUAAGCUUGUUGGAAGCAGAGGCUCUAUAAAUCGAUACUUUGAUUUUGACAAACUGGCAGAGGUUACUGCAAUAGUUACAACUAACCUGAACAAAAUUAUUGAUGUCAACUUUUAUCCUGUUGAAACUGCAAAGAACUCUAAUUUGCGUCACAGGCCCAUUGGGAUUGGUGUCCAAGGUCUUGCUGACACAUUCAUUUUACUCGGCAUGGCUUUUGAUUCACCAGAGGUGAACUACCUUGAUGCAACAGCCCAGGAUCUAAACAAAGACAUAUUUGAAACAAUAUACUACCAUGCUCUGAAAGCUUCUUCUGAUUUGGCUGCAAAGGAAGGCCCUUAUGAAACCUAUGAGGGUAGUCCCAUUAGCAAGGUAUAUGGUACCCUCCAGCCAGAUAUGUGGGGAGUCACCCCCUCAAAUCAAUGGGAUUGGGUUGCUCUCCGAGCAAUGAUAGAAAAGAAUGGAGUAAGGAAUUCUCUUCUUGUAGCACCAAUGCCCACUGCUUCAACAAGCCAAAUUCUUGGAAAUAAUGAAUGCUUUGAGCCAUACACUUCCAACAUUUACAGCCGCAGAGUUCUAAGUGGCGAAUUUGUUGUGGUAAACAAACAUCUUCUUCAUGACUUAACUGAGAUGGGUCUUUGGUCACCUGCACUUAAGAACCAGAUUAUAUAUGAGGAUGGAUCUGUGCAGAAAAUCCCUGAAAUUCCUGACGACCUUAAAUUAAUCUACAAGACUGUGUGGGAGAUCAAGCAAAGGACUUUGGUUGAUAUGGCUGCUGAUCGUGGAUGCUACAUAGACCAGAGCCAAAGCCUUAACAUCCAUAUGGACCAACCCAAUUUUGGAAAGCUUACUUCCAUGCAUUUUUAUGCUUGGUCCAGGGGUCUGAAAACUGGAAUGUACUAUCUCAGAUCACGUGCAGCGGCUGAUGCUAUCAAGUUCACUGUUGAUACUUCCAUACUCAAUGAAAAAACUAAAACAGCUGUUGAUGAUGAAACCAAAAUGGCACAAAUGGUGUGCUCUUUAACAAACCGAGAAGAGUGCAUGGCUUGUGGAAGUUAAAGAGAGUGAGUGAGUGAGUCAUCUUCUCAAACCAAGAGACCUUGAGAUUUUCUGCUUGGGGUUUUUGGUAGUCUUUCACUGGUAUAUUAUGAUGUUAUGUUGACAGUUAAACACUAGUUGUGAGAUAUUUUACGUAUAUAUUAUGUGUAUAGAAGUUGCAGUUACACCUCGUCUGCAAGCUUAUGCGUUGUUUACUAUCUGAGCUUUGGCUUGAAAUGCCAUAUUAGUGUUACUCUUUUGUUAUGUAUCAUAGGAGAAAACGUAAUGAAUAGUGAUAUUCAAUAUUUUGUUACU